This is a messenger RNA of Anguilla rostrata (American eel), 4369 nucleotides long. RefSeq names its product ceramide synthase 2-like. The record is from RefSeq and is a predicted model, not a curated record. Lineage: Eukaryota; Metazoa; Chordata; Actinopteri; Anguilliformes; Anguillidae. Gene Ontology annotation, cellular component: membrane. Bases 1348 to 2382 code for a protein of 344 amino acids. The transcript has 11 exons. Gene Ontology annotation, molecular function: DNA-binding transcription factor activity, RNA polymerase II-specific; sphingosine N-acyltransferase activity; DNA binding. Gene Ontology annotation, biological process: regulation of DNA-templated transcription; ceramide biosynthetic process.
GCGACAAGAGUACUGGUUACCCCCUGGAAUCACCUGGAAGGACAUAGAAAGCAGCAAGGACUCGCAGUAUCCUCUGCCCCGCGAUCUUUUGGUCACCCUGCCCGUGGCGCUGGGAUUCAUUGCUCUCCGUUACGUCUUCGAGAGGUGAGUGUUGGGGAAUUGACCCAGCCGCGUUUCCAGGGGUGUGUCACCAGACAGUUUUGUGGCGGGUAGAUCUCCGUUAGAUGCGCACCGCGCUUGCGGUUUCCUGGGGGAUCGGCUGACGUUAUCUCUGCCCUGGUGAUGUACAUAUUGCGGAUGGCUAAGUCUCUAGAUUAAGUCUUAGGCUGGAAGUGAAGCAUGUUUACAAGAGACAUGACAAAGAACUACAACAUCAAGAUCAAGACACAAGUGCUACAUGAAAGUACUGGUAGAUCAAGAUAGAACAUGCAAGCGUUACAUGAAAGUGCUACUUGAUUGUGGAUAGCCCCGCAGAGAAGUAAGGUGUUAAUGUUAGUUAGAGAUGUGUCUUCAGACUACGACAGAAGAUAGGUAGGCGAGGGGUUUGUACAGGAAUGGGGAGUUCAUUCCACCACUGGUGAGAACAGGUGAAGGGAAGCUGAGAAGUAUUGGUGAGGAGGUACGGGUGGGGUAUUUUUGCACAAAUUUUUGCAUUUCCUGAUCAUGUCCUUCCUCAUGUCCUACCUGGGCAGGGCUGAUCGAAGAGAAUUCAGAAGAGGAAAUGUGUAGUGCUGCCGUUUUUUUUUCUUUCUUUUUACAUUUUAGCCUUGUAGCAAACACCAUUAGCAAUCCACAGCAACUUCAACUGAUCACAUUCAUUUUACUUACACCCCAGCUGGAUAUUUGCUGAAGCCUUUGAUGCUAAAUGUGCUGCUUGGGGGUACAGAAGCAGCAUCCUUAACCAUUAAGCCACACUGUUGCAAGUGCCAUCAAGCCAGUGUGUCUGCCCCUGUAUGGGGUUUCAUAGGGACACUGUCAGGGCUAUUGGGGGGGGGGGGUCGGGUGGUAUGGCCAGGAUGCUUGUGAUGUCAUUUGUAGGGUAACAUCGUAGAGGUGGAGGGGAAGCUGUGCUGUCAGGUGAUUGGCAGGCAGCUGGGUGGGGCCUCUGUAGCACUGUCGAGCUUCUGUAAUUGGAGAUCCCUGAACCUGAAUGCAAAUCCUCCCUGACCUUCUCAUGUCCCACUGAUGCACUUCCCACAUCAACUACUGCCUUUCCAGGGCAGUGGCUCUCCCCUUAAGCAGACAGCUGGGCGUACGGGAUCGAAUUCAGGCUCGAGCUGCGCCUGUCCCAAAGCUGGAGGCCUUUUACACCCAGAGCAGCCGCCAGCCUUCUAAGCAGGUAGAGACAUGUACCCUACAUGGCCAGACAUAUGUGGACACUUGACAUCCAACAUCUCAUCCAAAAUUAUGGGCAUUAAUAUGGAGUUGAUCCACCCUAUCCACACUGAGAGUGAGAUCAUAACCUUGGCCCAGCAGUGUGACAUCACUCAUAGACAGGUUGAGACCUGGUUCCGUCAACGCAGAAACCAGGACAGGCCUCGCAACACCAAGAAGUUCUGCGAGGCCUGCUGGAGGUUUGUCUUCUACCUCGUUGCUUUUUUGGCUGGUCUUGCAUCUCUGAUUGAUAAACCCUGGUUCUGGGAUUCUAAAGAGUGUUGGAAUGGAUACCCCUACCAAGCUAUUACUGAGGCUCAGUACUGGUACUACACUUUGGAGCUGGGCUUCUACUGGUCCCUGGUGCUCUGCAUUUCUGUGGACGUCAAGCGAAAAGAUUUUAAAGAGCAGAUCAUUCACCACAUUGCCACCAUUUUCCUGAUUGGAUUAUCUUACAGCUGCAACUAUGUGCGUGUCGGCACCAUUGUGAUGCUUGUUCACGACUCCUCAGAUUUCCUGAUGGAGUCUGCCAAGAUGUUCAACUAUGCCGGCUGGAGGAAGACCUGUGACACCUUGUUUGUCGCCUUUGCAGUAGUCUUCCUGGUCACGCGUCUGCUGAUAUUUCCAUUCAGAGUCAUCCACUCAACCCUGUUCUUGUUCCUGGAUGUGUUCGACCCCUUCUUCGGCUACUACGUCUUCAACGCCCUCCUGCUGGUACUCCAGGCACUCCAUAUCUUCUGGGCCUGGCUGAUCGUCCGCAUGAUCUACAAAUUUGCCUUCAUGGGCAAGGUGGAGCGCGACGAACGCAGUGACGAGGAGAGUGAGUUUGAGGAGGAAGACGAGCAGCAGGAGAAAGAGGAUGAAGAUGAUGACAAAGAAGAGUCCAGCUGGGAGCAAAGAAAAGAUGCCCUAAACUCCAAAUUCACCACGCUGUCUGACAACUGUGUCCUCAAAAACUUAACCAAACAGAGGAGCAAUAGAAGUAGCAGGCUCCCUAAAGCAAGAUAGUAUCGUACCCUCCCCCUAUGAGGUCAGACUUUGAGAACAUAUGCUUUCUUAUUCCUGUCUUAAUAUUACAUACCAUGGUGAUAUACGAGCCAUACAUGUGCUCAUACAGAACUUCUAUGACAUGCCCCAUUUACUGUUUCAAAUUGCUUACUUUGAAGUACAGGUAAAAAUUGUGGCUUUAAGAGUUAUUUUAUUUGGCCCUUCUGCAUAUGAUCAUGCUUUUGUUCAGUUGCCUCUUAACAUGGGAUGUUUGUUUGGUGUGAAUAUUUUGUCCCAGGCUUAAUCUGUUUUGUCUGCAGUUUGUUUUAAAGGGAUAUUCAUAGAAAAGCAUGUACUGUGUGUAAAAGUACUGAAUGACUGUUGAGCAGUGAAUAGAUCAGGCAGUUGAAUCUGUUAUUUCUGCCCUAGUGUGACAGUUCCCUGCAUUGCAUUUGCUGUAAUCUUCAGAAUCAACUAAUCUGCCUUGCACCAGAUGCAGAGAAGCGGUGCGAAGCUAUUUGUAAGGCCUCACCUUUAAGAACUUCAUUAUCAAGAUUACCUUUAUUUUUGAAUGGCCUGUUUAUUUAUUCUGUCUGGAACAUGCAGGUGUGCAAUCUCAACAGUUAGAACUGUGACCUCAUAUCUUCUUUAUGGAACCCCCCCCCAGUCCAACAUUUGAGUCAAUCUCAAAACAAUUGGAAAAUUCUUCAGUUGUCAUUGUUUUUGGAACAGUGCCACAAUUAUUUAUUAUAAAUGUAUGUAUUUUAGCCCAAAUUGGUCGUUUGUUUGCGUAAUACUAUCAUUUUGUGCACUGAGCCAUUUUAAAGCUUUUGGUGAUGUUCCUGUUGCAUUUGUCACCGAUUUGCUUCAUGCUGUCUGGGCAAUGACAAUGUAAUAGCACCCCCUAGUGAGGGGUAAGAGGACCUGCAACUUCAGCAGGUAAAACUGGUGCUUGGUGAUUUGAGGCUCCACUUUCCAUAAAGAUGCAAAUGUAAAUAGUACAGACCCACACUUAAUUUAUUUAAUUGUUUACACUUAGUUGUUCUUUUUAUUGACAAUGCAUACUUCUUAAUUGAAUCCAUUACAGUGAGGUUCAAUCUUCCAGUUAAUGCAGGUUUAAAAUGGACAGAGCACAGACAUGCUGUUGAUAACUAAAGAUAUGGGAUAAGGGCUUGAAUAGCAUGUUGCUGCAUUUUGAUGAGAUGAAAAAUAUGUUUAAUAGCACAGACAUGGAAAGCUCUCGACUUUCCGUUCAUUUAGUGGUUUACAGAAGUAUACAGGGAAUUGUGAGAAUAGAUAGUUGCCAGGAUACUCUUUCCUCAUACUGUUAUUUUUGGGACAGUACUAUGAGGCUAUAUGAUUUAUACAAAUUCGCUGUAAAUAUAGCUGUCUGUUUUAUGUUGACUGCCAUUUUGCACCAUUUAAGUCUAAAAAUGAUACUGCUUUUUAUUUCUUUGCUUAAAUGGUAUAAAUAAUUAUGUUCUGAAUCAAAUUUGUAUUGUACUUUGGCUAUGAUAUAUCAGUCUAAGUCAAAAAUGCUAAGAAAAAUGCUUUAAUUGUUUAAAUGUAAUUAUUUUUUAUACUGUAGACACAUUUUUUCUUUCCAGAAAUUCACAUUGCAAAAAACAGAACUGAAUGUCAUUCAGAUUUGUUAAGUGUACACGACUGAAACUUGAGUGACUUGUUUCUAGGGUUGUGUUUUUAUCUUCUAGCUGCUAAUUUUAUGCAGUUAGUGUAUAGUGAUACAUAAUAUCUACCAUUUGUUCCAUGGUCCAUUUUUCUAUUAAAACGACUUUAUUGCAUUUGGCUGUGCUUUAGCUAGAUCUGUUACAUUUGAUCUCUGUGACCAAUAGGUGUUCUAAAAGAUUUUAAAUAGAAAACAACAUUCCUCAAGGCAAUUAUUGUAUAUUAGUCAAUGUUGUUCCAGAAUUUUAAAAGUAUGUCACAUAAGUCUUUUCUCUUUGUGAUCCAUUUAAUAUUAAUAAUAAAUCCAUUUUGAUUAAAUUGA